Molecule: messenger RNA, 3148 nt
Organism: Drosophila nasuta
Lineage: Eukaryota; Metazoa; Arthropoda; Insecta; Diptera; Drosophilidae
Product: putative sodium-dependent multivitamin transporter
Exons: 1
Coding region: 785-2557 (590 amino acids)
Biological process (GO): sodium ion transport; transmembrane transport
Cellular component (GO): membrane
Molecular function (GO): symporter activity
Source: RefSeq, a predicted model, not a curated record
AUUGAUGUCUACAGUGGUGUUUAUGGUGGGGUGUCUCUGUUAACAGUUAGCUGUUAACAGCGUUUAGCGCUCUAAUAAAGCUGUCGAAGUGCCGUAGCUGCAAACUUUGGUAUCACAUGAUCAGAGGACUCUAGGUGUUGUAGCAACUACUUUAUGUCACGUGAUAUAUGUAGGUUAGGCGAAGCAACAAUCUUUCUGUCACAUUAUCGGUGUAUCGGAGUCUGCUAAGUCACCGUACAGGUUCCAUGUGCCCACUGUUGUCGCCCGCGUCGCAUCGUCGUUUUGGCGACGUCUCCACACAGCAUGUGUCCCGUAAGUGCUGUCGCCGAGCUCUGCUAUCUCUCACAGCGGCGGCCCAAUGGAGCAAUAAAAAGAAAAACCAAAAUACAUACUACACAAUACACAAUAAGACGGCCUUUGGGCCCAGAGUGCUGUGGUCGGUUCUGUGUUUAUGGCAGGCGCGUAAUACGUACCGUAUUUGGGCCCAUUUCAUUGACGGCCGGCAAACGUUAAAGACGCGCGAGCUCCGGCCAGCAUUUUUAGCCAGCAAGCCCGCAAGCCAGCUAGCAGCAACGGCAAUAGCUAAGAGAAUCUCAAGACUCAAGAGUUUUAUCGCGACCGCUUAUCAACUAUCAAAUAUCAACAACUGUUUGUCUGUCGAUUAAAGGCCAAGUUAAAACUAAAAACGCACCGUGCAGUACGCGUCGCGCCACCCAAGGGAUUGGGAAUCCACUAGAUCUUUGGAAGGUUGCCACAUCAGAUCAGAUCAGAUCAGAGCUUUAACAUGGCUACGCUUGGUGCCUGGGAUUAUGUCAUACUGGCGAUUGUCCUGAUCAUCUCCAUACUGAUCGGGCUUUACUAUCGCUUUGUGGGCAGCAAACAGAGCACCACAACGGAAUAUUUGCUGGCCGAUCGCUCUAUGGGCGUCACACCGGUGGCAUUCAGUUUAAUGGCCAGCUUCAUGUCCGCCAUCACCAUACUCGGCGUCUCCAUGGAGAUCUAUCAGUAUGGCACCAUGUUUGCCAUCAUUAACGUCUCUUAUGUGGUGUCCACGCCCAUUGCCGCUUACCUCAUACUGCCGGUAUUCUAUCGUCUGAAGACGGCGAGUGUUUACGAGUAUCUGGAGCAACGUUUUGGCUAUGCCACUCGACUGGCUGCAUCGUUGGCCUUCUCCCUGCAAAUGAUACUCUACAUGGGCAUUGUGGUUUAUGCGCCAGCUUUGGCCCUGGAGGCCGUCACGGGAUUAAGUCAGAUCUUUUCGGUGAUAAUUGUGGGCGUCGUUUGCACCAUUUAUGCGACAAUGGGUGGCAUGAAGGCGGUGCUUAUGACGGACAUCUAUCAGUCGCUGCUCAUGUUUGCCUCCAUCUUUUGCGUGAUCAUUGCUGCGUGGAUCAAGGCGGGCAGCUUGGAUGUCAUAUGGCGCACAGCGGUGGACAAUGGGCGCAUUGACUUUGGCAACUUCAGCGUAGAUCCCACCGAGCGGCAUACGUGGUUCACCCAAGUCCUAGGCGGAUGUGCCACCUACCUAGCGAUCUAUGGUGUCAAUCAAACCCAGGUGCAGCGACUGCUUGCCGUAAGGAAUCUACGGUCAGCGCGUGCGGCCCUCUGGUGGUGUCUGCCCAUCCUUUGUCUGCUCAGUCUGAGCACCUGCUUGUCCGGACUGUGCAUCUAUUGGUAUUAUCGCGAAUGCGAUCCGCUGCUGGAGGGACGCGUUAACUCCCGGGAUCAAGUGAUGCCGCUCUUUGUGCUGGACACCAUGGGCGAAUAUACUGGACUAUCGGGUCUCUUUGUUUCGGGUAUUUUUUGCGCCAGCCUUUCGACGAUUAGUUCGGCAAUAAGCUCGCUGUCGGCUGUGACGCUGGAGGAUUACCUGAAGCCUCUGGUGCGUUGUUGCGCUGGACGAACCCUCACGGACCGCCAGACGCUCUGGUAUUCCAAGUUGCUGUCGGUCUUCUAUGGUGCCCUGUGCGUAGGCAUGGCCUUCUUGGCCGGCUCCAUUGGCGGUUUGUUACAGGCGGCGCUCUCCAUCUUUGGCAUCAUUGGUGGUCCGCUGUUGGGCCUCUUUACGCUGGGCAUGUAUUCGACGUCGGCGAACCAAAAGGGAGCCCUUGCUGCCCUGCUGCUGUCGUUGGCCUUCUCCUUUUGGAUUGGUUUCGGACAGCCCAAGCCGCCCAUACCCAGCCUGGACAUGACUACCGAGGGGUGUCCCAUACAACGCAGCUACGCCAUCGAUGUGCUGCUGACGAACUCGACACGCGCCGAACCUGAGACGGAAUCGUAUUUUUACCUGUAUCGCAUUAGCUACAUGUGGUAUGCAGCCUUGGGUUUUGCCAUCGCCUUUGUGGGCGGCUGGCUGUUGUCAUAUUGCUUUGCCUGGCUCAAAUGGGAUGACAAUCGACCGAUUUAUCAGGAUGCGGACUGUACGCUCAUCAAGCAUGAUCUCUUUGUGCCACCGCUGGCGAAACGUUUGCAGCGCAAGCAAAUGCCGCGCGUCAUUGUCACGAACACCAGCAGCACCGCCAGCUCCGAAGAGCUGCCGCCAAAGGAUAUUGCAUAAAUAUGCGGUGAUGUGAGGGGAAUCGAUUCACGUUUUUGCUUUGCUUUUUAUUUGGGAACACCAACCAUUUUUUUUUAAGUGCUUAGCAAAUAAAAUUGUAAACUAAACAAUGAGUAAAAUGUAAAAGUUUGCUGGGAGUCGUCGACGUCGACGAUCACGAAAUCCUUAAUCGGAUGUUGUGGGCGGCGCACGAUUUUCGUCAGCCUCGUAGUAUGUGCGUCGCUGCGUUAGAUGCCACAGGGCCAGCAAUCGUGUCAAGUCCUUGUAGCUGAGCGUCUCCAGCUGUCGCUUGUCCGCAGUCUGCACGCCCGCCGCAUGCAGCUCCUCCACAAUGGUAUCGAACAUAGCCGAACGGGGCUCCACCGGUUCCUCCUCCAGUUUUCGUGGCGCGAUAACCAUGUGUGCCGUCUCCUGACGUUGUCCCGCUGAAGCUCUGGCGUCACUCGACUUUUCCUCGUUGGAGUCCAAAGCCACCAGCUCGGCAUCGUUGGUCAUGGGCAACGCUGCGCUAAGUUGAGCAAUCAGCGCCACGAGGAGGAGCAGUACAACAGUGAACUUCAUGAUCGUUGUUACAAUUGAAAUCGGUCGUUU